GUAUUCAAGAUGUCAUGACUAAUUCGCUGUUUGUCAGCCACCAAGGAAAUGAUCUCAACAAUUGUGGUAACUGGACUAUGCCUUGUCGUACUGUGCGACAUGCAGUGAAGAUGUCUAAUGAUGGAGAUCAAAUUUAUAUUGAUUAUGCACAAGGAAGACCGUAUAUGGAAUGUGAAAAUGUGACAGAAUCAACAUGCUCCAUCGAGUUGCCAAAAUCUGUUUCGUUUCAUGGUCUCUACGGAAAAGCUGAAAUUCGAUGCAAGAAUGGCCUGAGGUUUUUCAAGAUUAGAAGCCCAAGUUUUAACAUCACGCGAGUCAAAUUUUUUAACUUGGUUAUAUCUAGAUCAAAUACUGUAGCUGAACUUGACGUUGGUGCCAGGACGGAAUUAGUCUUUAAUAAUACGCUGAUCACAAAAAACCAAAUUGGUAUAUACAGCAAACGCUCGACUGACUGUUUCAUUCUGAUAUACAAUUCCAGUUUUGAACGUAUUUUCUUAGGAGGAGUACGUCUACAAUGUUUGAAUCUCACUGCACGCAUUAUUUCCAGCACCUUCAAGUUAUCUCCUCUGCUGCUCGGGAACAGAGGUAAUAAGCCCGUUAUAAGACAGAAAAUAAAGGUACUUGUCCUCGGAACAAUUUUUGAUGGCGAGAAUAUCCAAAUGUGCAGCGCUGAUAUGUUUUCGAUAAAGCUUCAUGCCACCGUUGUUAACAUAACAAUAGUUGAUUCAGAAUUUAGAAAUCAUUUUGGAUUUUCCUGUGUCUUAGGAGAGUUUUCUACAUUAAGAAUAGUCGACCACAUGUCUGUACCUCGAAACAAAACAUUUAUAUUCUUGAAGAAUUUACUUGUUGAAAAUAAUUACAAUAAAAUGUCUGCAGUUGUGCUAUCUGCAGGGUAUUUAAAGUACACUUUUGUGAAAGUUGAGAUGCGAGACAGUAUUUUGAGGAACAAUUCGGAAGCACUCUUGGUUACCACUCAUCGUUUUGCAUAUUCCAAAUCGUCACCCACAAUAUUCCUUACGAACAACACCUUUGUCGACAAUUUUUAUAAGUAUAUUAAACCUAAAGUUGCAGCAGCACUUUACUUUAGGUCUGGUAAAACUCGCGUAUCCUCAUGCCGUUUCCUUGACAACAGAGCUGGUCCAAACCCUUAUACAGCGGUAGUGACAAUAUCUGACGAAGCCACUGUCUCUUUCGUUGAUUGUUAUUUUGCAAACCAACAAACUAGCGUGCAGUCGAACCAGUUAUUUGCAUCAGGGUUUAGAACGAUUAAAUUUAUUGGCAAAAAUACGUUUAAUUUAAUCGCCUUGAAAGAAGAACAGUCGGUUUUUAUUCACAUACCAACCUCGUUAAGCUCCGGGAUGAUUAUGAGGAAGGAUUUUAAGAUCCUAUGUCCACAAGGUUACAAAUUGAAUCCGCAGCAACAGUGCAUAGGUAUCACGAACGGAAUGAUAUGUUUCUAUAUUAAUGUCCAAUGUGAACAGUGCCCAACAAAAACGUACACACUUCAAAGAGGCGAAUUUAUUUUCAAUAAAAGCAAUGACAUCCAAUGCCAGCAAUGCCCUCGAGGAGGGGACUGUGGUAGUGGAUUGGUCACGGCCAAACCAAACUUUUGGGGUUACAAAACAAAAAUGAAAAUGGUAUUUGUCCAAUGUCCCCCAGGAUACUGCUGCGACUCCGAGGAUUGCGUCACCUAUGAUAAUUGUCAUGGAAACAGAUCUGGUACACUUUGUGGUCAAUGUCCAGAAGGAAUGUCGGAAACUUUGUUCUCCACACAAUGUAUAUCAAACACAGAAUGCUCCUUCAAUUAUUUCUUUAUAAUUGGCACAAUUGCAAUGCUUAUUCUAUAUCUUGUCUUCUUUCUUUACCAUAAAGAAAUUCUGAGCAUUCUUCGAACAAGUUUAUUUAGUAAGCGCUUAUCGUUCUCAAUAAACAACAGAAACAAGCAAAGAAACAAUGUUAGCACCGGUGGUAAUACCUCAUCACCCAGUGGGAUGAUUAAGAUAUUCUUCUAUUACUAUCAAGUUUGUAAUUUGCUAAGAAGCUCUGUAGGAUCUUCUAAAAAGGGUCAAUUCAUUCAUAAUUUUGAGAAUGUUAUUUCAAGGGUAAUGAAUAUGGUUCUAGUUAAUCUUCCAUCGAUUAAAUGUCCUCUGAAGGAUCUUCAUGCUGUUCCUAAGGCCGUUAUACUACACUCCGUGGGGUAUUGUCUUCUUGUUCUUCUUUCUCUUCUUUAUUUUUUAAGCAAGUUGAUUCUGAUCUUAAGAAGAUUAGGAAAUGGUGGCGAUAGAAGAACAGCGUUACAACAUGUUACUUCAACAGGGUCUGAUCUUAGUAGUAGCGCUUCAAAAUCGUCAUUUUCACAACGAGUUGCUUCGGCCUUCACUUACAUUUCUUUAUUAAUGUACGCUUCUUCAGCUAAACUCUGUCUUUCCCUGCUUCAUUGUGUACCAGUUGGUGAUAAUCAAGUUUUAUUUCUUGAUGGUAGUGUAAAAUGUUACCAAACAUUUCAAUAUUUUCUUCUUGCUUACAUGAUUACUUCCAUACUUCCAUUUUGUGUUGUUCCUGUUCUCGGCUCGUAUCUUUUAAAGUCUGGUCGAAUUGGUGUGAAACAAUUUUGUGCGGCCUGUAUCUUCCCUCUACCAUUUUGUUGUUUUUGGUUGUAUUUGUUGCUUAAAGACUGUCGUUGUGGAAAUCAGGGAUCGUAUAACACAACAGAAGAAAAUGAUAAUGCAGUAAGAUCGGAACAAGAUAAUGACGAAACACAAAGCCUUGGUAGUGAAGAAAUCACCUUUACCUCCUCCAUUGAUAGCAAUGAAACCACUUCUACGAGAAGUGAACCAGCUGUUUGCACUGAUAACAAUGAAGUCACCUCUGCGAGAAGUGAAUCAGCCAUUCUCAGUGUAUUGUUGGGCCCAUUUAGACCUCAGCAAGCUUUUAUGUGUUUUCCUUCUUCGCAUAUUCCUUGGGAAGGUUUUCUCAUCUUUCGUAGAUUGGUCUUGAUUAUUGCGUUGACUUUCGUCUACGACAUUCAGCUCAGACUUUUUGCAGCUUUAAUACUUUGUGUUGCCAUUCUAAUCUUCCAUAUGUUUGUGUAUCCUUUUCAGAGAAAAAGUGACAAUAAACUGGAAUCUUUUUCUCUAGGCUCACAUGUGGUCCUGUGUGGUUCAACUUUAAUAAAAGCUCUUUAUUACGGUGAAGAUUAUUCUUCUUUUUCAAAACGUUUGCUUGUGUUGAAUGUGAUUGAAAAUAUUCUUAUUGUCGCUCCAAUAUCGAUCAUAAUGAUCGUUGUUAUCUUCUCUCUUGCUAUAAAGUUGGUAUUUGGUUUCAACUUCCUGGUAUCGGUCUUGAUCCGAAAGAUCAGGAGGCGUUUCAGGUUUACCAUGUAAAUUUUAGAUAUUUAGUAUAGUAUGUAUGGAGCUCCAUAUAUGUCUUGAGCGAGAACUCGAGUCCAAAAAGUGAAGCCAGCUUCGUGUUAACCGCGCGGACAAAAACAAUAGAAAGGGACUGGAACUGACGUCCUUUUGCUCUUCAAUUUCCGCCAUCUUGGCAAGGAGUGUGCCGAAAUUUCGUAUUUUGACUUCGAUUUGAAGACUAAUAUUAUUAUUUUAUUAACUGAAAACCUGAUUAGCGAAAACUGGAUUUAGCGGGAAAAAAUGGUAUAAAAACUGUUUACGACCUUCAGAGCUAUUGGACGUCAAAGGCCGCCAUCUUGGCUUCACUUUUAUCAUUGGAUGAAUGACUGACGUUCUUGAAUGACUUGACGUUCCAGAUAUAUCUAGAGCUCACUGAGUAGGAAGUAUGGUUAUGUAGAUUAAGUAAAUUCACAAUUGUAUGUUUACAUUUAUGGCAAUUCAUUUCUCCAACUUGAUUAACUUGGAGUUUAAAUAUAUGUUAAAUGCAUGGGAUGAUACGACAAGUUUCGUAUUUGUGUAAAAGUCAAAUAUCAAUUUUCCUGAUCUAUAAUUUGUAACAAUCAGGUUCAGUUUUGUUCAAUAUAAUUUGAUACGGGGUUAUACAGGGAUACGAGGUUAUCUUCACCGUCGUUUGUCUAUUCCACAUUUUUCUUUGUCGAGAAUGCUAAUUCCUUCCGCUGAACUAUAAUCCAUAUCACAGGCCACAAGUCACAGUUUUGGUUAUUUUUUCAUUAGAAAUUAAAAGUAAUACAUAAAAAGUAUAAGUUACUAUCGCACACGGGUGUCUCGCUAGACAGCGGUCUCUGUUCAUUGUUGCUACCUUAUUCAAGCACCUGAGCCUUAUAUUUCUAUAUAUGUCACAAGCCUUUUACGUCAUGCACUUAUCAUCUAAAUCAUAUCCAAUUAUAGUAAGAGUUGAACAAUACUACCAGUCUUUGAUAAUCAGGAUAAUAUAAAAAGCACUGAUGAAGUCGGGGCUUACUGAUCGAAAGCUUUGCAAUAAUAAAUUUACGGGUAUUUUCAAAAUGGUUCAACACUUAAAAGUUAGUUAUUGCGAUCAAAAGCAGGUGGAAGUUAAAUCUGGCAUUCCUCCUUGCUUGAAUUAUGAAUUAUGUCUGAAUAUAUAACCGUGUUGUCAUAUUUGUUGUUGUUUUUUUCCGUUUUAACCAACUUUAAUUGGUCAAAAUGUGGUUUGUUUUAAAUUUAAAACUUUUUAAUUUUUGCCAUUUGGCUUGGAUGAGUCGACUUGGAUGAGUUGACUUAACCAGAUUUCAUUGGCAAUCGUCAAUUCAUGAUAUAGUUUGGUUGUUUUAUGCAAUGUAUGUUGAUUGUUUUAACCAACUAAUGAAUGGUUGACAUAAAUCAUGGUAGUUUGGAUCAGCGAGUUUUUGCUCCAUAUAUAUCUGGAGCAAGAACCCACGUCCAAAAAGGGAAGCUAAGGAUGGCGGGAAUUUGCCAUCCAGUGCCAGUCCCUUUCAAUUGUUUCUGUCUACGCGGUUGACACGAAGCUGGGAAGGAGUGUGACGAAAUUUCGUGUUUUUACAUCGAUUGAAAGAAUAAUAAUAUAGUUUUAUUACCUGAUGACUUGGUUAACGAUAUGAAUCGUGAGAAAAAACUGUAGAAUUAGUUGGGGAAAAUGAUAUGACAACUGUUUACGUCAGUUUCCGUCAUUUUGACUUCACUUUUCUCAUAAGCUGACUCUGAGCUCGCUUUGUGGGGUUAACUGGUUUGGAUGGUGAAAAUUUGAGAAAUCAUUACACUUAUAUAAAUCUCUCCUCUUCUUUUCUUUUAGAAACCUGGGUAAAAUGCGAUGACGAUAAAAUAUCUCAUAUCACUGGAGAAGAAGUUCUAAAAUUAUCAGGAGGAGGUACAAGCCUAACAUUAACUUUAAUCUAACCAUCAGCUUAAACCCCUAAUUAUGUUACCCUAAUCCUUAAUCUUAAUCGCAAACCCAACUUCGAUCGUAAUCCCAAAACUGAUCUCACCUUUUGAAGAAGAAAACGAUUUAUGUAGCACUGCGGAGAACAAGGGAAAAUUCAUCUCCUUCAUUUUUUUAGGUGACUGGCAUUGUGCCUACGUUCUAUUGUACGGUCCUAGACAACUUGAAAUAUUACAAGAAACAUCUUGAGAUGACGCAUUGAUGAGAUUCCCUCGCCAUGGUGUUAUCAGAGUACGGUACUGUGCUUUCGUAGGUGAAUCAGAUUUUUCAACCUUUUGUUCGUAUUUCCGAAAUUAUUUUUGAAUGCUAGAUUUUGGGAGAGCAUUUAACCUUUCCACUGAAAAGGACAAUUAUCAAUUAACUACAGAAAGUUUUGCUUCGUCAUCUUUGACAUUUUUCACUGACGGGAUAAGUCAGAAAUCAUGACAUUUUUUUCAAUGGAAAUGACCUUCACUGAAAACCAAGUAAUGUUAAUAAGCCAUUAAUUGAAAUAGAAAAGGCUAUCGUAGGCAACACAAACUUAGAUGUUAAAAUAGUUUCAAUUUGAAAUCAGGUUUCGUUAAUUAUUUUAUCUAUAUUCUUAUUAAAAUACUGAACAAUUUAUCUCUGUUGUCACGCGAUAAAACCAAGGUGAUAGACAGUCAGAAUUAGUUAAAAGGAAAAUAAUUAACUUAAUCAACUCUCAAGGUUCAAUUUUAUCACUAAAAGUAGACAAGGAUAUACUAGUAUGAGUAUCCCUAUGUUAAAUCAUAAACAUGCAUAUAUAGUUCAAUGAAAUUGAUUGUUGAUCAAAUCUUACAAGGACAGAGUUGAACGAGGAUCUCAUUAUGGUCAGAGUUUGAAUUUGUGGAAAUUGAGAGAAAACUGUGUAAUCAAAGAUACUGUAUUUCGGUAAAGUUUUUAUUUGUGGAUCACGUUCACCUUGAAGCUUUACAGAAAGACCAUUUUUUAAAGAUUUUCUUAUAACAGAGAUGUUUAAUAUCGACAGACCCAGAAGCAUUGUAGGUAAGCUUUUUCUAUUCACCAUUUUGUAUUCUUUCUCAUUUUACAAACCUUGUGAUAAACUAAUUUUUCUUGUCGUAUUGUAGGCCAUGUGACAGCAUGUGUCUUGUUUACUACAGAUUUUUCGACAGUAAUAUCAUGGAUAAUAAAAUACAUGGAUAGGAAACUAGCUGACGUGACCUAAUGUUUUCAAUGGGAUGAUGGCGUUGAAACCUAGUUGCAAACCAAAUUCUCAAAAACGGCAUGUUUACAGCUAAACAUUUUAGUCAAAGAGCAAAUAAAUAUAACUAGACCAUUCUACGAUGAAAUCUCUAAGUAUUCCCAGUCAAUUUUAGCAAAUAUUUCAAGCACUAAACAGUGAAAAAUGCAUCGCAAAUUUCGUAAAAAUUGGCGACGCCAAUUUCGUAGCUACAAAUGUUAAAAAAUACAAAACAAAGACGAAAAACAUUUACCUUGAAUACUUUGUCGUGGCUUAGGCAUGUUUUUAAAACAAUUAGACCAGUUUAUGCUUCAAUAUUACUUUUUUUUAAUGCGGAAAAUAUAGCGAAACAACAAAAAUGCUGAGAACUUUGGCAGUACACGUGACGCCACAGAUUGCAACUAGGUUUAGACUGUGACGUCAGCUAGUUUCCUAUCCAGUUAUUUUACAAUCCAUGGUAAUAUGUAAGCAAUCUCUGAAGUGGGUCCAUGCGAGGUAGUUGCCAUCACAGAGACACUAGCCUGUCGAAGCAAUCGUUCAAGAUCAUCAUUCGAGACAAGGUACAUGGCAGCAGAAUCAAGGUACAGUAGAAAACCUAUACUUUUUGGCCAGGGGUGGGUAUUUAUUUUUUAAUUGAUAUUUGAGGUUGGGUAAAAAAAUGUUUUACUUCUUAAUGAUUCGAUCAACAAAAUUUUUACCAAGAAAAACAUUUCACCCCCGCCAUAAAUAAUUGCCGCUCCCUAAAUUAACUAAUUGUUCAUUGUGUCUUAAAAUCCUACAUUAGGUUUUCAAAUGACAUCACAUUUAUCAUUUUGACAUCCUAUAUAAUUUGUAUUAUAAAAAUGUUUGUCGUACUUUCACUUUUCACCGACAUUUGGCUUCAACAAGCCAAGGAUAUUUUUCUCAGUAAAUAUCCCCAUAAACAUCAUGAGUCUUUCCAGGCCGCUGAACAUUGUCCCUAAUCUCCGGAAGAGAAUUACCAGCCGGAUUAUAAAGUGCUACAAUAUAUAGAUCAUGUGUAAGCAGGCCAUUCUUCUCUGCACAGCCAAUCCCUAUCUGUUUACUUUUCUUCCAAAUUACUUGAGUAAACGACGAUGUGUCCUUAUCGACUUGAGGCGUAGAGAAACUAAAAUGCUGUCCCUGGUUGUACCAGCGUUUCGUCGCCUCUUGUACACCGUAGUCGCAAUGAUAUGGAACAUUUGUUAAUUUAAUCGUAUUCUCCCCGUAUGUAUUGUCCACCUGACUGGCAAGGUUCGACCGCGUACCAUAUACUCGGAAGUUUAUACCGGAGAUAUUUAAUGCCGGGAUUGUAUCUCGUAUUUGGGCGUUUUGUUCCGCCAGCUGACGAGCCAUAUUCUUCGCGGCCGUCCCAAGUGCAUUGGACCACGACAAAGGUGGUGAAUGAUGGAUAAGACGGAACACGUUGUGAAGUUGCAGAGCUUUCAUUCCGAUAUCGCUCUCGUCUAUAUUGCAAGGUAGAAACACAGUUUAAUGUUUGUGACCACAGCAAGAACAGCCAGUGAUUAGCAAAGCACUGAUUAUAUUUUAAAAUAGACAUAGAAAGUUAAUGAAUCUUAUGUCUGAUGAAACAAAAAAGUCAUCAUACAAUUUCAAAACCAGUGAUAUCAAGGUACGAAAGAAUGCUGAGUCGGGGAUUACUGUUUUUGCAAGGAGAUGGUAUAUUUUGAAGCUAAUUUUGACCAGAAUUGUAAAUUUCAGAAACUUUGUAGCAUCCAUUACUAAAUCCACUAUUUGAAAUUACUUGACGAGACCUUACCUUGAGAAACACGCGUAUCGCUGCUCAUAAAGUAUCCUUCAACUUUGUGCGUUUGCUUAUUUUCAAUCCUAUCCACUGCAUUCUUACCAAGCCAUCCUAAAUUCAAACAAAGUAAACACAAUGAAAAAGAGGAAAAACCUGUCUUCUUAUUUGAUCCAGAUCAUAUCACGGGCAAUAGGACAGGUGUAGUGUUGUUAAAUAGAAAGUUAGAAAUGGUAUUGUACUUACUCAUGUAUUAUAAUUAUGUUUAAAAGAUCAGAAUAUUCAUAACUUCUUAUUUUGUUUCAUUAUACAAUUACUUUAUGGUUUCCGUGUUUGGAUGGCCUGAUCCAAACACGGCUUUCGACCAAUCAGAAUACGCGUUAUAUACAUGUUAUUUUAUAAAAAUAGUUCUUUAAUAUUCGAAACAAAUUCCAUAUCUGCUUCGUCUGCCAUCGCCAUGUUUACUCGUCCCAAUCUACAUGCUGCACGGCAUUGCCGUCCCUCCUGGCAAAAUAAUAAGCAAGCGAGAAAAGUUAAGGAGAAAUAAGAGGGUAGGAACAUCGUUGUCAUAAGCUGGAUGCAGUGACACUUCCAUAUAUGGCACAAACGUAUCCAUAACUUCCAUAUAUGGCACAAACGUAUCCUCGACGCGUUUUAUAACGUUUUAUUUGACGUAGGGAUGACGUAAUUCUGCUUCCCGCCUAUGACGAUUUGAUUUAGUCAUGUGAUACAAGAUUGCGAAAGCCGAUUGGCCCAGAACGAUGACACGCCCACGAAACGCCCACAAUGUUCCUACCCCUUAUUUUCUUCUUAAUUUUUCUCGCUUGCUUAUUAUUUUGCCAGGAGGGGCGGCAAUGCCGUGCAGCAUGUAGAUUGGGACGAGUAAGCAUGGCGAUGGCAGAUGAAGCAGAUAUGGAAUUUGUUUCGAAUAUUAAAGAACUAUUUAUGAAACAAAAUAAGAAGUUAUGAAUAUUCUGAUCUUUUAAACAUAAUUAUAAUGCAUGAGUAAGUAUAAUACCAUUUCUAACUUUCUAUUUAACAAGACUACACCUGUCCUAUUGCCCGUGAUCAUAUACAUGUAUAUGAACGACAUUGAAGAUCAAUGUCACAACCUACUAAACCUUUGUUUUUAAAGAAACUUUGUUUCAAACGAUUGCUGACUGAGUGAUCCAAAUGUUUAUUAGUCAAGAUGGUACACGAAGAAACCUACCACUGUCUACAGCUUCACGUACUAUCUCUGGUACUGAUGACGUUCUGGUCACAGACUGCGAUUCCUUAUAUCCCUUACUAUCUCCUGUGUCUUCUUAUAUCCCUUACUAUCUCCUGUGGUGAAAACGGAAUGUAAGUCACAAUUUCCCAACAAUGACCCUUAAUAUCCCAGUGUCAUCCAGUAAUCGGAAUGCAUGCUCCUUUGUCUUGUCAAUGUUUGAAAUUCCCACUGUUCUCGUUGCCCGAUACAGCCCGAUAAAGGCCUAUGUAUAUACAGUAUAUGAUCAAAGUUACCUUUGAUUUUUUCUGCCGUGAUAAUCGGACACUUUAUUGAUACACACAACACGAGCAGUACAACACGUUGAACCAUUGUAGUGCGUUAAAAUGAUUUAAGAACAAUACGAAAAUGAUGGUCAAAAUAGCAAUACAUUGACUAUGUAAAAAUUUUGAAAUAUAAUAAUCAAGCUGGUUUGGAGCAGUUUGGCUGUCUUAAAUAAUAAACUUAAUGGCUAUAUUGCAUGAGUGCUCUACUAUAGUUAGCUGUUUUCGAAUUCGCCCAGUUUCAUGCUUCCUGUGUGAACUGGAAAGGCGAAAUCGGGAAAAUGCGAGUAGGAUUUAGAAUUCCCCUGUUUCCAUGUAAACGGAUCCGUAGGAUAGACACAGAACAAGGAAAUGCAGAAAAGCACGUGAUACAAGCGGAAGACUAAUGACAGAGAAAAAGAAAUCGAUAGUUAGCUCAUGUUUUCUUCGAUAGUUAGCUCAUGUUUUCGAAUUCGUCCCGUUUUAUCCUUCCUGUGUGAAUGGGAAAGGCGAAAUCGGCAAAAUGCGAGUACGAUUUAGAAUUCCCCUGUUUCCAUGUAAACGGAUCCUUAGAAUAGACACAGCCUAAAGGGCAAAAUAAGGAAGUGCAGAGAAGCAUGUGAUACAAGCGGAAGACUUAUGGCAGAAAAAAGAAAAGAAAAUUGAAACGAAAACUGCUUUGUUUCCGAAAUACAGAUAGGAAAAGUGAUGCCUUCUCGCUUAUGUUUGCGUCAACUACAAACUACCACGCAUUAGACAUAUGUAAGAAAUUACGCUUCCUAGAAUAUCUUCUAAAUAAAUCCAAAAUAUUGGUUGUUUUCCUGCUAACAAUUAACAAAGAUCGCUAUAACUAAUUCUGUCUCACUUCACUUGACGAUCAAUAAAUGCUGGAAACGAUCUUCUUCAACGGCAUAUAUCAUGUUGUGUUACACUAUGUUUAAACUACGCUUGCUGAUUGUAGUAUUGCUGUGUUUCCAAGGUAGGUUUUUAUCCAUGCAUUGGUUUAGUAUUUAUAGUAUUAAAUAGUCAAUAUUGCGAAGAUUUCUAAUAAGAUGUACAAGGGCUGAUAUAGUCCUUGGUUUUUGUUUUCAUAUUAUUCUACAUCAGAGCGUGUAUGCCUUAAACGCUUCAAUCAUUCAAAAUUUAGCCAUUCAAGAUGUCAUGACUAAUUGGCUGUUUGUCAGCCACCAUGGAGAUGAUCACAACAAUUGUCAUAACUGGACUAUGCCUUGUCGUACUGUGCGACAUGCAGUGAAGAUGUCUAAUGAUGGAGAUCAAAUUUAUAUUGAGUAUGCACAAGGAAUUAGACCUUAUGUGGAAUGCGAAAAUGUAACACAAUCAUACUGCAUCGAGUUAACAAAAUCGGUUUCGUUUCAUGGUCUCUACGGAAAAGCUGAAAUUCGAUGCAAGAACAGCCUGAAGUUUUUCAAGAUUAGAAGCUCUAGUUUUAACAUCACGCGAGUCAAAUUCUUUAACUUGGUUAUAUCUAGUUCAGAUAUUGUAGCUGAACUUGACGUAGGAGCCAGGACGGAAUUAGUCUUUCAUAAUAUGUUGAUCAGGUAUAACCGACAUGGUAUAUACAGCAAACGCUCGACUGACUGCUUCAUUCUGAUAUUCAACUCCAGUAUUGAAAGUAGUUUCUCAGGAGGACUACGCCUACAAUGUUUGAAUCUCACUGCACACAUCAUUUCUAGCAGCUUCAAGUUAUCUCCGGUGUUGCUCGCGAACAGACCUUGUAAGCCAAUAGUUUGCCAAAGACAGAAAAUAAAGAUACUUGUCCAAAAUACAGUCUUUAAUGGCGAGAAUACCGAAAUGUGCGCUGAUAUCUUUUCGAUACGGCCUUAUGCAGCCUUGGUUAACAUAACAAUAAUUGGUUCAGAAUUUAGAAAUCAUUUUGGAUUUUCCUGUCUCAAAGGAGAGUUUUCUACAAUAAGCAUAGUCGAUCAUCACUCUAUACCUCGACACAAAACAUUUAUAUUUUUGAAGGAUCUACUUGUUGAAAAUAAUUGCAAUAAACAGCCUACAGUCGCGCUAUCUGCAGGGUAUUUAAAGCACACUUUUGUGAAAGUUGAGAUGCGAGACAGUAUUUUGAGGAACAAUUCAGAAGCACUUUGGCUUCGCACUAAUUAUUUUGGUAGAUAUUCGGUUCCUUCACCCGCAAUAGUCCUUAAAAAUAACACCUUUGUUGACAAUUUUUAUAAGUUUAUUAAACCUAAUGUUGCAGCAGCAGUUUACUUUUACUCUGGUAAAAUUCGAGUAUUGUCAUGUCGUUUCCUUGACAACAAAGCUAGCCCAAAUCCUUACACAGCGGUAGCGACAAUAUCACAUGCAGCCAUUGUCACUUUCUUUGAUUGUUAUUUUGAAAACCAGCAGACUAAAGUACAGUCCAAUCAAGUGUUUGCAUUAGGAAGUAGACCACUUUAUUUUCGUGGCCAAAAUACGCUUAAUUUUGUCGCCUUGAAAGAUAAACAGGCGGUAUUUGUUCGCAUACCCAUCUCCAAGAACACUGGGGUGGUUGUGAGCAAGAAAUUUAAGAUCUUAUGUCCACAAGGCUACAAAUUAAAUCCGCAACAACAGUGUGUAGAUAUAAAGAAUGCAAUCAUGUGUUAUUAUAUGAAUGUCCAAUGUGAACAAUGUCCAACCAAAACCUACACACUUCAAAGAGGCGAGCUUAUUUUCAAUAAAAGCAAUGACGUCCAAUGUCAGCCAUGUCCUCGAGGAGGGAACUGUGAUAGUGCAUUGGUCAGAGCCAAACCAAACUUUUGGGGUUACAAAACAAAAAUGAAAAUGGUAUUUGUCCAAUGUCCCCCAGGAUACUGCUGCGCCUCCGAGGAUUGCGUCACCUAUGAUAAUUGCCAUGGAAACAGAUCUGGUACACUUUGUGGUCAAUGUCCAGAAGGAAUGUCGGAAACUUUGUUCUCCACACAAUGUAUAUCAAACACAGAAUGCUCCUUCAAUUAUUUCUUUAUAAUUGGCACAAUUGCAAUGCUUGUUCUAUAUCUUGUCUUCUUUCUUUACCAUAAAGAAAUUGUGAGCAUUCUUCGAACAAGUUUAUUUAGUAAGCGCUUAUCGUUCUCAAUAAACAACAGAAACAAGCAAAGAAACAACGUUAGCACCGGUGGUAAUACCUCUUCACCCAGUGGGAUGAUUAAGAUAUUCUUCUAUUACUAUCAAGUUUGUAAUUUGCUACGGAGCUCUGUAGGUUCUUCUAAAAAGGGUCAAUUCAUUCAUAAUUUUGAGAAUGUUAUUUCAAGGGUAAUGAAUAUGGUUCUAGUUAAUCUUCCAUCGUUUAAAUGUCCUCUGAAGGAUCUUCAUGCUGUUCCUAAGGCCGCUAUACUACACUCCGUGGGGUAUUGUCUUCUUGUUCUUCUUUGUCUUCUUUAUUUUUUAAGCAAGUUGAUUCUGAUCUUAAGAAGAUUAGGAAAUGGUGGCGAUAGAAGAAGAGCGUUACAACAUGUUACUUCAACAAGGUCUGAUCAUAGAAUUAGCACCCCAAUAUUGUCAUUUUCACAACGAGUUGCUUCGGUUUUCACUUACAUUUCUUUAUUAAUGUACGCUUCUUCAGCUAAACUAUGUCUUUCCCUGCUUCAUUGUGUACCAGUUGGUGAAAAUCAAGUUUUAUUUCUUGAUGGUAGUGUAAAAUGUUACCAAACAUUUCAAUAUUUUCUUCUUGCUUACAUGAUUACUUCCAUACUUCCAUUUUGUCUUGUUCCUGUUCUCGGCUCGUAUCUUUUAAAGUCUGGUCGAAUUGGUGUGAAACAAUUUUGUGCAGCUUGUAUCUUCCCUCUGCCAUUUUGUUGUUUUUGGUUGAAUUUGUUGCUUAAGGACUUUCGUUGUGGAAAUCAGGGAACGUAUAACACAAUAGAAGAAAAUGAUGAUGCAGUAAGAUAUGAACAAGAUAAUGACGAAACACAAAGCCUUAGUAGUGAAGAGAAUACCUUUACCUCCUCCACUGAUAGGAAUGAAACCACUUCUACGAGAAGUGAACCAGCUGUUUGCACUGAUAACAAUGAAGCCACUUCUACGAGAAGUGAAUCAGCCAUUCUCAGUGUAUUGUUGGGUCCAUUUAGACAUCAUCAAACUUUUAUGUGUUUUCCUUCUUCACAUAUUCCUUGGGAAGGUUUUCUCAUCGUUCGUAGAUUGGUCUUGAUUAUUGCGUUGACUUUCGUCUACGACAUUCAGCUCAGACUUUUUGCAGCUUUAAUACUUUGUGUUGCCAUUCUAAUCUUCCAUAUGUUUGUGAAUCCUUUUCAGAGAAAAAGUGACAAUAAACUGGAAUCUUUUUCUCUAGGCUCACAUGUGGUCCUGUGUGGUUCAACUUUAAUAAAAGCUCUUUAUUACGGUGAAGAUUAUUCUUCUUUUUCAAAAAGUUUGCUUGUGUUGAAUGUGAUUGAAAAUAUUCUUAUUGUUGCUCCAAUAUCGAUCAUAAUGAUCGUUGUUAUCUUCUCUCUUGCUAUAAAGUUGGUAUUUGGUUUCAAGUUCCUGGUAUCGGUCUUGAUUCGAAAGAUCAGGAGGCGUUUCAGGUUUACCAUGUAAAUUUUAGAUAUUUAGUAUAGUAUGUAUGGAGCUCCAUAUAUGUCUUGAGCGAGAACUCGAGUCCAAAAAGUGAAGCCAGCUUCGUGUUAACCGCGCGGACAAAAACAAUAGAAAGGGACUGGAACUGACGUCCUUUUGCUCUUCAAUUUCCGCCAUCUUGGCAAGGAGUGUGCCGAAAUUUCGUAUUUUGACUUCGAUUUGAAGACUAAUAUUAUUAUUUUAUUAACUGAAAACCUGAUUAGCGAAAACUGGAUUUAGCGGGAAAAAAUGGUAUAAAAACUGUUUACGACCUUCAGAGCUAUUGGACGUCAAAGGCCGCCAUCUUGGCUUCACUUUUAUCAUUGGAUGAAUGACUGACGUUCUUGAAUGACUUGACGUUCCAGAUAUAUCUAGAGCUCACUGAGUAGGAAGUAUGGUUAUGUAGAUUAAGUAAAUUCACAAUUGUAUGUUUACAUUUAUGGCAAUUCAUUUCUCCAACUUGAUUAACUUGGAGUUUAAAUAUAUGUUAAAUGCAUGGGAUGAUACGACAAGUUUCGUAUUUGUGUAAAAGUCAAAUAUCAAUUUUCCUGAUCUAUAAUUUGUAACAAUCAGGUUCAGUUUUGUUCAAUAUAAUUUGAUACGGGGUUAUACAGGGAUACGAGGUUAUCUUCACCGUCGUUUGUCUAUUCCACAUUUUUCUUUGUCGAGAAUGCUAAUUCCUUCCGCUGAACUAUAAUCCAUGUCACAGGCCACAAGUCACAGUUUUCGUUAUUUUUUCAUUAGAAAUUAAAAGUAAUACAUAAAAAGUAUAAGUUACUAUCGCACACGGGUGUCUCGCUAGACAGCGGUCUCUGUUCAUUGUUGCUACCCUAUUCAAGCACCUGAGCCUUAUAUUUCUAUAGAUGUCACAAGCCUUUUACGUCAUGCACUUAUCAUCUAAAUCAUAUCCAAUUAUAGUAACAGUUAAACAAUACUACCAGUCUUUGAUAAUUAGGAUAAUAUAAAAAGCACUGAUGAAGUCGGGGCUUACUGAUCGAAAGCUUUGCAAUAAUAAAUUUACGGGUAUUUUCAAAAUGGUUCAACACUUAAAAGUUAGUUAUUGCGAUCAAAAGCAGGUGGAAGUUAAAUCUGGCAUUCCUCCUUGCUUGAAUUAUGAAUUAUGUCUGAAUAUAUAACCGUGUUGUCAUAUUUGUUGUUGUUUUUUUCCGUUUUAACCAACUUUAAUUGGUCAAAAUGUGGUUUGUUUUAAAUUUAAAACUUUUUAAUUUUUGCCAUUUGGCUUGGAUGAGUCGACUUGGAUGAGUUGACUUAACCAGAUUUCAUUGGCAAUCGUCAAUUCAUGAUAUAGUUUGGUUGUUUUAUGCAAUGUAUGUUGAUUGUUUUAACCAACUAAUGAAUGGUUGACAUAAAUCAUGGUAGUUUGGAUCAGCGAGUUUUUGCUCCAUAUAUAUCUGGAGCAAGAACCCACGUCCAAAAAGGGAAGCUAAGGAUGGCAGGAAUUUACCAUCCAGUGCCAGUCCCUUUCUAUUGUUUCUGUCUACGCGGUUGACACGAAGCUGGGAAGGAGUGUGACGAAAUUUCGUGUUUUUACAUCGAUUGAAAGAAUAAUAAUAUAGUUUUAUUACCUAAUGACUUGGUUAACGAUAUGAAUCGUGAGAAAAAACUGUAGAAUUAGUUGGGGAAAAUGAUAUGAAAACUGUUUACGUCAGUUUCCGUCAUUUUGACUUCACUUUUCUCAUAAGCUGACUGUGAGCUCGCUUUGUGGGGUUAACUGGUUUGGAUGGUGAAAAUUUGAGAAAUCAUUACACUUAUAUAAAUCUCUCCUCUUCGUUUCUUUUAGAAACCUGGGUAAAAUGCGAUGACGAUAAAAUAUCUCAUAUCACUGGAGAAGAAGUUCUAAAAUUAUCAGGAGGAGGUACAAGCCUAAUAUUAACUUUAAUCUAACCAUCAGCUUAAACCCCUAAUUAUGUUACCCUAAUCCUUAAUCUUAAUCGCAAACCCAACUUCGAUCGUAAUCCCAAAACUGAUCUCACCUUUUGAAGAAGAUUUAUGUAGCACUGCGGAGAACAAGGGAAAAUUUCAUCUCCUUCAUUUUUUUAGGUGACUGGCAUUGUGCCUACGUUCUAUUGUACGGUCCUAGACAACUUGAAAUAUUACAAGAAACAUCUUGA
Paramuricea clavata is the source of this 16504-nucleotide messenger RNA. The record is from the annotation of a GenBank genome assembly. NCBI's taxonomy places the organism in Eukaryota, Metazoa, Cnidaria, Anthozoa, Malacalcyonacea, Plexauridae.